Molecule: messenger RNA, 6363 nt
Organism: Alosa alosa (allis shad)
Lineage: Eukaryota; Metazoa; Chordata; Actinopteri; Clupeiformes; Clupeidae
Gene: med1
Product: mediator complex subunit 1
Biological process (GO): regulation of transcription by RNA polymerase II; cellular response to thyroid hormone stimulus
Cellular component (GO): mediator complex
Molecular function (GO): nuclear retinoic acid receptor binding; transcription coregulator activity; nuclear vitamin D receptor binding
Source: RefSeq, a predicted model, not a curated record
ACGACCACAAACCGAACCAAAUCGCUGAUUCAGGACCAGUUUUCCUCCGCGAAAAAAGGGCUUUGUCCAGUCGAUGACUGUCCUGGAGACAGUGCUAAGAGAGGAGGCGUUGAGGGUUGUCUAGAAGGCUUUUCCUGAAGCAACGGAGAUUUGCCAAGAUGGCAGCCGUGUCGGGGGUACCGAUUCAAAGCAGCAGCCCCGCAAGAGAACUUUCUCUGACGGGUCCAACCGGGGGCACUUCUUCAGUUGGAGAGCGAGUAAAAGCGGAAGAAGGAUCAGAGUCUGAGAAACAGAGUCGUGUGACUGCAUUGCUGGAGAAACUACAUGCCAAACACAAUGCCUCACGUCCAUGGCAGGAGACCUGCAAAGUGGUGCGACAAGCUAUGGAGAAGCGUGGGGGGAUGAACCCUGUUGGUCACCAGUUGCUUCUCACCUGUUUGGAGACCUUGCAGAGGGCCCUUAAAGUGUCGUCUCUCCCCGCCAUGACGGACCGCCUGGAGUCUAUUGCGCGGCAGAACAUGUUGAACUCUCACCUGAGCCCAGGUGGGACGGACUGCUACAUCACCUCUGAUCUGUUCUACGUGGAGGUUCAGCUCGAGCCCACCGGACAGCUGAAGGACGUCAAAGUCGCCCAUCAUGGAGAGAACCCAGCGAGCUGUCCGGAGCUGAUUCAGCACCUGAGAGAGAAGAAUUUUGAGGAGUUCUCCAAACAUCUCAGGGGCCUAGUCAACCUGUACAAGCUCCCUGGAGACAACAAACUGAAAACUAAGAUGUACCUGGCUUUGCAGUCUCUGGAGUCAGACCUCACCAAGAUGAUGAACAUGUUCAGGCUAGCCACCAACGCCAACACGGUGGAGACCAUCCUGCAUGGCAGCGUGGGCCUGUUGACCCCUCGCUCCGGGGGACAGCUAGUGACCCUGCAGUGCUACGUGUCGCCCUACGACGUGUUCGAGGAGGGCCCGGGCAACCAGCUCAACGUCAUGGAGUCCAACUCCCCUCGUCCGAUAGGGGUGAGUGUAUCUGUGACGGUGGAGGGGACCUCCACUGUGUGCAAGCUUCCCAUUGCGCCGCUUAUCACAGGAUCACACCCAGUGGACAACAGGGGGACGCCGUCAUUCUCCUCUGUGACCAACUCUAACUGUGUGGACCUGCCAGCCUGUUUCUUCCUGAAGAUGAACCGGCCCAUGCCCUUCGCCUUCUCCUUCAUACAGAGAAUGGGCAAUGCAACUGGUAUCCCUGUGUUUGACACACACCCCGUGUUGUCCUCCCUCUAUGAGCUCAUCAUUCAGUCCCAGCUGCAGGAGGAAGGCGAGACCAGCCCACAGCCCACACCCCACAAUAUGCGCUUCUAUGCAUCAUUGCCAGGGCAACAGCAUUGUUACUUCCUGAAUGGAGACGCGCCAGUGCAGGACGGGCUCUCCCUCCAGGGGGCGCUAGUGUCCAGGAUCCCUUUUCGGCAUCCCGCCCAGGUGCCUGCCCUGCUGGACAUCAUUCGGCACCAGGCCGCCUACAACACGCUGAUUGGCAGCUGCGUCAAACGCACCCAGCUCAAGGAAGACACCCCUGGACUACUACAGUUUGAGGUGUGCCCCCUCUCUGAUUCCAGUUUCAGUGUGUCUUUCCAGCAUCCUGUCAAUGAGUCGCUGGUUUGUGUUGUGAUGGAUGUGACGGAUUCCAGGCAGGUGACGUGUAAGCUCUAUAAGGGCUCAUCAGAUGCCCUCAUCUGCACCGAUGAGUUCAUCACCAAGGUUGUCCAGAGGUGUAUGUCCAUCCCAGUCACCAUGCGUGCCAUCAGGCGGAAGGCGGAGACCAUUCAGGCCGACACUCCGGCAUUGUCCCUGAUCGCAGAGACCGUGGAGAGCAUGGUGAAGAAGAACCUGCCCCCUACUGGCAGCCCUGGGUAUGGCAUGGGCACAGGAGAUGGCAGCAACCCCAUGGGCCUCGCCGGUGUUGGGGGUGGGAACACACCCACCGGUGGGGGCACCAGCGGAGGAGCUGGGGGUCAGUUUCCAGGGGGCCCCAUCACAUCACUCUUCAACAUGCCCCGCGGUUCAGGAGGGGCAGGAAUGGAUGGCAUGGGGCAGACAGGUGGGGGCAACCAGGGGCAACAGCAGCUCCAGCAGCAGCAGCAGCAGCAGCAACAGGGCCACGGCACAGAUGACUUCAGCAAGGUCACGCAAAACCCCAUCCUGACCUCGCUGUUGCAGAUCACCGGCAAUGUCGGUUCUAGCCCCUCUACCCAGAAUGCCCCAGGGGGCUCCCAGCCCCCCCAGACCCCUCCGCCGACCUCCUCCCCAGCCAGCAACACCAAGAACCACCCCAUGCUGAUGAACCUACUGAAGGACAACCCCUCGCAGGACUUUGCCUCACUGUAUGGAAGCAGCCCGUUAGAAAGACAGAAUUCCUCAGGGUCACCCAGAACCGAUAACCUUGGCCAGCCCUGCCCCGGCGGACCCGGUACGAAGGGUAAGAAGAAGCGACCCAGGGACAAAGGGGUGGUGGGACCAGGUGGAGUCGGUUUGAAACAGCAACAGCAGCCUUCCCAACAGCAGGCGGGUGGCCCCCUUCCCCAGCACCACCACUCCCACCACCCAACCGAAGACGACUUCCACCGCGAGCUCUUCUCCAUGGACGUUGACGCGUCGCAGAACCCCAUUUUCGACGUCAACCUUCCUGGCGAUGGUCUGGACACCCCCCACAGCAUCACGCCAGCCCCCAGCCAAUGUGGAACUCCUCCGGCUGGCCCAGGGAUGCCCUACCACCCACAGUCCCACCUGCAAACCACCUCACAGCCUCAGCCCCUCAACCGAGCGGUGCGGCUCUCUAGCUCUGACAGCAUAGGGCCUGACAUAAACGACAUCCUGUCGGAUAUUCCGGAGCAGACCACUAAAGGAAGUGGCAGCGGUCACGGGCAGCACCACAUGGGAGGGGAGGAAGGGGGAUCCCUGGGCACCCCUCCCAGGGAUUCGUCAAGCUCAGGGCAGGGGAGCGCAGUUUUUGACUCGGACCUCUUUAACACCAACAGCAACGAGAACCCUUUCCCCGACGCGGCGGACCUCAUCGCCGAGGCUGCAACUGCGGCCACCCCCAACAGCGACACCUCGUCAACUAACUUCUUCCCCGACACAGUGGACUUCAACCCGGAGUUACUGUCUGGCCAAGGAACCUUCUCCCAGAAUUAUUUUGAUGACAGUUCCCACAGCCCCGACCCGGACUUAGACCUGAAGGGGUUUGGGGGCGGCAGCCAGCAGAACACCCCGUCUAGCACCCCGCAGAACCCCACCUCCCACGGCCACAGCACCCCAGACGCCUCCCUCAAGGACCCUUUCGACAUGAGCAUGGUUUUUGGGGGGAACAGUGGCGGGGGCAAGCCCCUUCCGGGCCUGGCUCCGGAUCUGGGGGACCCCCACCCCACCCACUCGGGUGGAAGCCAGAGUCCCCUCAUGAUGGGUAUGGGAGGAGGAGGAGGAGUAGGUGGCAGCGGGGAGUUCAAGAGUGGCGACAUCAAGGUGAAACAACAACAGCAGCAGCAGCAGCAGCAACAGCAGCAGAUGAUGAGAGGGAAGGAUGAUAACGGAGGAGGAGGUGGUGGAGGAGGAGGCAGUGGAGGCAUGGUUGCAGGCAUGGGCAUGAGUGGAUCAGGGGGCUCCGAAGGGAAGCAGGUGAAGCGGAGUCGCACCCCGUCCAGCGAGGGCAAGUCCAAAGAAAAGCCACCCAAGCGCAAGAAACUGGAUCCCGAUGGCAAGUCGCCCUCGCACAGCUCUGGGGGGCGUCCCUACACCCCGCCCAGCGGCAGCAUGGGGUCAGGGGGCUCCAUGGGGGGAGGAGGGUCAAAGUCGCCAGGGAGUUCAGGACGAUCGCAGACCCCGCCCGGAGGUGCCACCCCACCCAUCCCUAAAAUCACCAUCCAGAUCCCCAAGGGGACGAUAACGGGCGGGAAGACGUCCUCACACGGGGGUUACACGUCCAGCAGCUCGUCGGGGGGGAGCUCUGGAGGAACUAGUGGCUCAGGCGGAAGCAAGGGCCACCAUUCGCACUCCUCGUCCUCAGGGAAGAUCAAAAGCAGCAAGAUGGAGGGUUCCAUGGGACAGAGCGGCAGCUCCAAACCGGUGGGUGGAGGGAGUGGCACCGGGAUGCCCUCCCAGUCCAAAAGCUCCUCCCAGGGAAUGGGGGUGGGCAAGCCAGGCUCGUCCCCCAUCACCAAGCACGGAAUGUCAGGAUCAGGAAGCGGCGGCAGCGGAACGGGAAGUGGGACGAAGAUGAAGCCUCAAGGCGGGAAACCCCCUGGGUCCCUUAUGAAUCCCAGCAUCAAGCCGAACAUCUCCCCUUCCCACUCCCGCUCAGGGGGCUCAGAGAAACUCUCUUCCCCCAUGAAGCAUCAACAAGGCCAAGUUCCGGGCACCCCCCCUUCCUCUAAGGCAAAGUCCCCCAUAGGCUCAGGUGGGGGGAGUUCGGGGGGGUCCAAGUCCUCCUGUGGUGGCAUGGGUUCCCAGAAGCAGAUGGGUGGAGGUUCCUCCUCUAGCUCCUCCUCUUCCUCUUCUAGUUCUUCAGCGAGCAACUCCUCCUCUGGGUCGAUUCCUUUUUCCUCAGGUAGCCAACCCCAAUACGGGGGAGGAGGGGGUAGUGGGGGAGGCGGAGGAGGAGGGGGCGGAGGGAGCAACAACCCAAAUGCGAAAGGCAAGUCUCCUAGUCGCAAUAAGAAACCCUCACUUACUGCAGUGAUAGAUAAGCUGAAGAAUGUCGGUGGGGUGGGUAUAGGUGGGGAGGAAGGCCCUGAGGGAGGCUGUGGAGGUGGGGUAGGGGUAGUGCCUCCCAACAUGGGGCCGUCAUCCUCCUCUAAACAUGGCAUGUCCUCACAGGGCGGGGAGUACAAGCGGGACAAGGUCGACAAGGAGGGCAAGUCUAAGGUGUCCGUCUCCGGGGGCAACAGCAGCGACAAGAAGAUGAUGGACUCCAAAAGCGGAGGCGUGAGCAGCACCGGCGUGGCCAAGAUCAUCAUCAGCAAGCCCGACGGGGGUUCCCCCAGCAUCAAGCAGAAGGUGACCCUGCAGAAGCCCGAGGGGUGCGGGGAGGGCUCCAUGCGGCCCCAGCACAUGAAGCAGUCGCCUCUGUUCAGCGGCUCCACCCCGAAGCACGACCGCAGCUCGCCGAGCCACAGCCGCUCGCCGGGCUACACGCCGCUGAACCCCGACAGCGAGAGCGAAUCCGGCAGCAGCUCGGUGGCCGAGAAGUCGCACCAGAACUCGCCGAGCUCGGACGACGACCAGGGCGGCAUGCGGCCCCUGCAGCACCAGCCGCCGCAGGACUACCUGAGCUCAAUGGCGGUGAGCAUGGGCGAGAAGCACAAGAAGCACAAGAAGGAGAAGAAGAAGCAGAAGGAGCUGGCCCGAAACGGAGCGCUGACCGGACCGGACCGGAACGCUGAAAGGGACAAGGAGAAGAAGAAGGCGUCCAUGUCGUGCGUGCCGUCCUCCCACCCCAUGAAGGCGGACAGCUGGUCUCGCUCACCCAUCUCGGCGGCUGACCCCUCCAUGUCCAUGCUGGGGUCGGAACGCACGUCGAGGCCCAGCCCCGUUUACAUGCGCACUGAGGACGACGACCUCAUGGACUCUGCUGUCACAGGCCACCUAGAGCCUUUUAAGUGAAGCUAAAAAAAAAAAUCUUAUUGUAAAGCAGUUUUAAAAUGUGUUGACUGAGUUGGCCUACUGUCAUGCAGAACUGUUCACAAAUCAUUCUUGAAGGGGAGUAGGACUCCCGCUUUCAGAGCAAAUUGCUCUGUUUGCCAUUUUGUUUCUUUACAGAGAAUCAGGGUGCAGGGCGUCUUGUGCUUGAUGCCAGGAAGGGAAGGAUAUCUAUGUAUUUUAAUCAAGCAAUUAUGAUGGAAUGUUCUCAAGGAUUCUGGAUUCUUUGUAUGCAUUCCCAAUGUGACCGCCAUUGUUACAUUAAGUUAUUAAAAAAAGAAUGACUUCAUUGUUUGCUACAAUGUUAAUGUAAAAGUAUCAAACCAAAAACAUUUUAAUUGUAUUAAGAAAGAUGCAUGUCACUGUAUUUUUUAAGAAAAAGAACUGUAAAAUUUAUUGUAUUUUUCCCUCUGGACACCUGUUUUUCAGUAAAUGUCUACAACAGCCAGUUGUACAGUGUUACCUGCCUUAAUUUAGUUAAACAUUUUUUAAAGGUUUUCUUACAUUGGAUGUCAUCUUUUCAAUGAAACAUAUUUUAUGAAUAACUGGUAGUUUUUGCAAGUGCAAAUCGGCUAUUUUAGCUGUUUGGAGAAAAUUCCUUUGAUUUUAUUUCACUUAGCUUUUACUUUUUUUUAAGUAGCUAGUUUUGUGCUAUUGAAAUAAACAUUUCAAUGCAAAACGU